Molecule: messenger RNA, 1758 nt
Organism: Oryza sativa Japonica Group (Japanese rice)
Lineage: Eukaryota; Viridiplantae; Streptophyta; Magnoliopsida; Poales; Poaceae
Biological process (GO): negative regulation of translation
Molecular function (GO): rRNA N-glycosylase activity
Source: RefSeq, a predicted model, not a curated record
AUUGAUUGAGCACACCACGUCUUGUAUGUAGUAAAAUUUUACAGUUUUCGAUUACCUUGGUUGGGAAUUGGAGUAAUGUAAAAUUAAUCUUUGUUUACUGGAGUAGCGCUACGCUGAUGCAUUGAUUGUUUGUUUUAGCAUGCAAUUAAUUCCGAAUUAUUUAUUAAUGGUGACCGAUCGAUCGAUCAUGGGAUGCAGGAUAUUAACAAGCAUCGCUAUAGGAUCUCAAUCGACGCGGGCAGGGAAGAGUUCCUAGGAUUGAUGAAGAAGAGGCAUCCACUACCGUCGACGGCAUGCUCGUCACCCCACCUGACCUCAAGCUUGCAAUCCCGGCCGGCGAAUUUGGUCGUCCCGAGGAUAGGCAGACCUUCCACAUCGUUGAAUUGGAGAAUCCACAAGAUCCUACUAGUAUGUACGUGCAGCUCCUCUUCCGCGAGACAGAUUUGUAUUUCGUGGCCUUCCGACCGCUUGCUCCGGGUGUUAACCCAGACAGCGCAAACGGUUGGUUCCAUUUCAAGCAAGCAGAGCCUAUCAUACCAUCCUUCCUCAACUCCCACCAAAUCAACUAUGGUUACGGCUACAUUAAUGCUACAAACUACCAAGUCGGCACUGGCUGCCUAAGUGACAUCUACUUUUGCCUGCGUGAGUUCACUCCUGCAAAUGCUAGGCUUCAAAGUCAACAGAGGAGGAGAGUACUGAUGGUUUGCGGCCUUAUGCUGUCCGAGACGCAGCGAUUCAUGCAGAUGAAGAGGGAGGUGAUCGAGAAUAUCCAUUCAAACAAUGGUGAACGUCAAGACAUUACUCAUCUCGAUGGGCUGAUUCAUGAUUGGGGUGUUGAGAGCAAUCGACGCGUAGCUGCUGCUGACCAUCAACAUCAACAUGGCGGCGGCGAGGCUCCAGCAGCAGCAGCAGCUCCAGGCCAGGUAGUGGACUAUGGCCUGUGGGUGUUGAAGUACAACCCUUACUACGUUCUUCCGCUCAUCAGGCGCCAGCUGCAGCAACACCCACAGCCGCCGCUCACGCGGCGUCAGAAGAAGCAGCAGCUGAGGCGGCGGUUGCUGCAGCUGCGGCUGCUGCAGCCACAUCAGCAUCAGCAUCAACAAGCCCUUUACCUUUAGUCGAUGGAUAUGCUGCUUAAGUCUCGAUCGUCUGGAUUAAUCCUUCCAAUUUCUGCUGUCUUCACUCUUCACUGCGCGUUUUGCUAGCAGCAGCUACUCUUCUUUUGUGCUCCCCAAGCUGGGAAAUGAUGUAAUCCAGAGAGCUGUGCUGUGCUCCUUUUUUGCUUUCUCUAUCUCUAAUUAACAACUAUCUGGUUUCCGUCCAUGGAAAUAGGGGGGACUUCUCAUCCAUGGUUAUACUAAUCAAGUAUCCUGAUUGCGUAAACUACAUCUUCUUGAUAGUUACAUAACCUGGAAGAGAGAUCCCAAUCACUCACUUCGAGCUGAUAACAAGAACAGCUUGAACAGAUUCAGCAAACACACGCCAACCCUCAUUCAAUUAGAUACUACACUACCAUUGCGAUUGAACUUAAUAUAUGAAAGAAAGUGUUAUAUACUAAAAACAGCCAGUAUACGAAUUAUUUUCGGAGUUAAUUAAAAUCCAAACCACCUCAUUCAAAUAGAGCCCCUAUUGCGGGUAGGGUUUUCAAUUUCAAUUUUGGCCAUUUCAGUAGAAUUUCACCAUUUUAUGAACCGGAAUUUUCUGAAAUUUUGACUAAAUUCAUAAAAAGUUGAAAAAAACCAAAAAAAUUCGGCAAGA